AUGGGCAUCAAAGGGAUCUACAAAGAAAUUGGCAGCGGCGAGCGCAUCUCGCUUUGCAAACUGGCCAUCGACCAUCUCGAGCAACACAACCGACCCCUCCGUCUGGCCAUUGACAUGGCCAUAUGGCAAUUCCAAAUCCAAGCAGCGAGAGGUGGCUCUAACCCCGCAAUCCGCACCCUCUUCUACCGCUUCGUGCGCCUUCUCAGCCUAGGCAUCCACCCCAUCUUCGUCUUCGACGGCCCCAACAAGCCGAUCUUCAAGCGCAACAGGCGCUCCGGCACCGGAAACGGCGUAUCAACCGCCAUGGCUAAGCGGCUGAUCCGGCUCUUCGGCUUCACCGCUCACGACGCCCCCGGCGAGGCAGAAGCCGAGUGUGCCUACCUCGAGCAGCAGGGUAUCGUGGAUGCGGUCCUCAGCGAGGACGUCGAUACCAUCAUGUUCGGAUCGCGGGUGACGUUGAGGGAUUGGUCCUCUGAGGGGUCGAAAGGAGGACCCCCGACACAUGUCACGCUGCAUGAUGCGAAGAAGAUUGCGGAGGGACCGAGCGGGCUUGAUAGGGAGGGGAUGGUGCUUGUUGCGCUGAUGAGUGGUGGUGAUUACUUGCCAGAUGGGAUCCCCGGGUGUGGGAUCAAGGUUGCUUGCCAGGCAGCCAAGGCAGGGUUCGGCAAGGAGCUUUGCCGGAUUAAGCGGGCCGAUAAAGAGGCGAUUACUGAAUGGAAGCAGCGGUUGCUGCAUGAAUUAAGGACGAAUGAGAGUGGGUUUUUUAGGACGAAGCACAAGGCGUUGGAAAUACCAGAGAAUUUUCCUAAUAUGGAGGUUCUGAGGUAUUACACGCAUCCUGUGGUGUCGAGCCCGGCGACGAUCGAGAGACUGAGGCAGGAGUUUCCCCCCUCCUCAACUGUCGACAUUGCUGGAUUAAGGGAAUUCACUCGGGAAACAUUUGACUGGACCUUCCGGCCGGGCGCGAUCAAACUGAUCAAAGUCCUUGCCCCCGGCUUGCUGGUCCAGCGCUGUCUCGAUCGGUACGUCUCUGGACCGCGAAUCGACGAUCCUGACCUUAAGAAGAAGGAGGAGUCGACGUUGGUCAAGGGGAUUUCUAUGAGACGGGAGCAUUUUAGCACCGACGCCACGCCCGAGCUGCGCGUCUCGUUCAUACCCGCCGAACUCGUCGGCCUCGACCCGGGUCAGGAGCCCGAGGUGCAGGUUGAGGCGUUCGGCCGGAGUGGGCUCGCGCUGAAUAGUGAUGACGAGUUUGAUGAAGAUAUCUCGUCGAGUCAAAAAGCCCCGAAAAAGCCCUUUGAUCCAUGGCAACCUGAUUUAGCUUGGGUUCCUGAAACGAUCCUCAAGCUCGGCGUGCCUGUCACUGUGGAGGAUUGGGAAGAGGGACAACGAAGUAAAGGACGAGCCAAGGAAGACAAAACUGCAGCCAAAGCGAAGCGCAAGACCAAGAUAAUUCAGUCCAACAUGCCUGCCGGAGCAUUGGACAAGUAUGUCACGGUUACGAAGAACAUCAGCGACACCACCGUUAAAUCCAAAGAAUCUGCCCCCAUCACCAUCCCCAGCUCACCUCCGAAACCCAGCAGCCAACCCGCGCCGCCAACACUCACAAGAAGUAAGCAGGCCAAGAAGCCCAGCACAAAAUUGUCCAAGCAACCCACCACCCGGCCGUCCCUCGAUAUCAAUCCGUGGACAAUAGCAAGCUCACAGUGCAGUCCACCUAGGGCCGGCCCUUCUUCCACUCUCACUGCCGAUCUCCUUUCUACUCCAACCAACGACCCUCCGCGUUCUCCAGCUGUAUCACACGUGGCUAAAACAAUGCCUGGAGGUUCGACUACUUCCAGUGACAUUCUUCCAAGCCAUACCGCCGCCGCCGCUCGCGAUGUUGAACCCAUUCUUAUCGAAUCCAGUCCCGUCGUUCCUCCCCCCGGUACGACUGCGUCAUCUACGAUGGCUAACUCUUCUCACCCGCGUCAGGGUACGCUUGUCCGCGGCGGUGUGAGGGGUUAUGGGCAGAAGACGCCGCCGAAGAGGCAGAAACGGAGGGUUGGGCAGAGGGCGUUGGAGGAGGCGGAGGAUUCGCCUGCUUUGCCGACGGAUGAGGCCAAACCGAGUGAAGUUCAUGCUGAGUCUCAGCUGGUUAGGAAGGAUAGGACGUUCAAGAGGGUUAAGAGCGGUACCGAGGACGACUUGAGUUCGAAUACUGCAAGUACGACGACUCAGGCCGUUAAACAGACAACUGCCCCCUCAUCAACGUCAACCCAGACGUCGAUCAAAUCCUUUGGGAGGGUAUCCAAAGAGCCGAUCAAAAUAUCCUCAGAAAAAGUGGCGGCCAUCGAGACAAUCGUCCUUUCAGAUUCCGACUCAGACUCUGAUGAUGACGAUGACUUACCCCUUCUCUUCCCCACCAAGAAAGCUCCACCCUUCCUUCGCAGCGAGCAAAACCCAUCCUCGUCUUCAACUGGAUCUCGCUCCGCGUCGUCAUCUACCUUUGUCCCAGCCUCUAAGUCGUCAACCUUAGUACCAGACGACGACAACCACGACGAAGCCGACCCCUUCGGCCCUAUUCGUCCCCCUUCCGGAGACAAUGGGACCCAGCCCAUCAGAAGCGCAUCCGAAAUUCCCCAAGAGCCUGGUGAUGAUGAUACUAAGGCAGAGAAGAAGGUGCUUGGGCGAGGGGUGUGGGGAUGGAAUGCUAGGGAAUGGGGGAAGGAAAGGAGGAUGUGGAGAGUGAGUGAGAUUGAGGUUGUUGAUUUGACGGGGGAAGAUUAA
Molecule: messenger RNA, 2769 nt
Organism: Thermochaetoides thermophila DSM 1495
Lineage: Eukaryota; Fungi; Ascomycota; Sordariomycetes; Sordariales; Chaetomiaceae
Product: nuclease-like protein
Exons: 4
Coding region: 1-2769 (922 amino acids)
Molecular function (GO): 5'-flap endonuclease activity; crossover junction DNA endonuclease activity
Source: RefSeq, a predicted model, not a curated record